AUGGCUAUAAACUUUUAUGGGAAACACAAAAUGGCCGGUGUCAACGAGUGUUUCUCCAUCGGCAGCGUCGUCAUGUGCACCAACUGCUUCGACGAGGAGAUCGAGGGCGAGGUCCUCGGGUUCGAGCCCACCACGAAAAUGCUAAUACUGAAAUGUCAAUCUACUAAUAAUAACCCAUUGUUAAGCAACAUCAACAUAGUGAACUUAGCGUUUGCCAAAGAUGUACAAGUCAAAAAGGAGUCCAGUUUCAAUCCACCACCUUUGCCUUCGUUAAAUUUAAAUAGGUUAAAUAAUAGGAUAAAAACUCAAAUACAAGAUAAGAAACGUCAAAUAUCAGCUAUGUCUGCCAAUGUUUCCCCUGAGGCACAAAAAUUGUAUUUGACUAUAACUAAAACGAUUCCAGAAGUAACUUGGCAAGGGCAGAAUAUUGUCGUAUAUGAUCAAGUGAUAAUUAGCCCACCUUACAAGGCUGAUAAUGUCAAAGGCACUGGAAACCAAGAGGACAAAGCUAUUUUGUACAUAAAGAAUAUUGUGGAAAAAUUUGUUAAAGACACAGCUUCUCAACAAGUUUCAUCCACACCAAUAACCCAUCGGAGCAAGCCAGCUGCUGCUACUGCGGCAGCGCCACAGCCACAAUAA
Macrosiphum euphorbiae (potato aphid) is the source of this 639-nucleotide messenger RNA. Lineage: Eukaryota; Metazoa; Arthropoda; Insecta; Hemiptera; Aphididae. The record is from the annotation of a GenBank genome assembly.